Messenger RNA from Megachile rotundata (alfalfa leafcutting bee), 810 nucleotides. Its product is annotated as carbonic anhydrase 2-like. Gene Ontology annotation, molecular function: zinc ion binding; carbonate dehydratase activity. The record is from RefSeq and is a predicted model, not a curated record. Lineage: Eukaryota; Metazoa; Arthropoda; Insecta; Hymenoptera; Megachilidae. Gene Ontology annotation, cellular component: cytoplasm.
AUGUUAAUCAAGGGAAGAAAACAACAGUCGAAGACUGUUGCAAUCGUGUCGACAUCAUCCACGGGGUUACCUAAAUGGCGACAGUCACCGAUUGACCUAAACAAGGUAUCCACAUGGACCAAAAAAUUUCCACCCCUAUUAUUAACCAACUAUUGGUCGCAUGAAGGCUCUGCCACGAUGACUAAUACGGGAAGAACAGUGACCAUCGAAUUUCCAAAUAGAACCCAAAUGCCAUACAUGCGAGGUGGUCCUUUGGGCGGCGACGAGUUUCAGUUUAUGAACGCGCAAUUCCGUUGGGGUCCUGAGAAUUCCAAUGGCUGCGAGCACACCAUAGACGGCAUUUGGUAUUCCAUGGAGGCUCAAGUAAUGCAUUGGAACACUCGUUACGGUUCUAUAGAUAAGUGCAUGGACAAAUUCAAUGGGAUCGCGAUAUUGUCGUGCCUUAUGCAAGUCAUCGGUUGCCCCGGAAUCCCGGAUAAUCCUUCUUUAGCACCAAUUACGGAUAACUUGCGGAAAAUCAAAAGAGCAGGAACCAACACUGAAAUUUCACCCAGUUGUUUACUGUGGAUGAUGGACGCAUGUAUGGGACGCGGUUACUAUACUUAUCCAGGAUCGCUCACAACUUAUCCAUACAACGAAUGCGCUCUUUGGAUCGUUUCAUCGACUGCAACGAAAAUAUCAACUCGACAGAUCGAUGCAUUCAGAGGUCUCUAUAAUGGAAAAUUACAAAAUAUAUUGAACAAUUGCAGGGAACAGCAACGUCUUCAGAGAAGAAUAGUUUACUACGCUACCGACGAAGCUGUAGCGUAA